Messenger RNA from Galeopterus variegatus (Sunda flying lemur), 350 nucleotides. RefSeq names its product immunoglobulin omega chain-like. Lineage: Eukaryota; Metazoa; Chordata; Mammalia; Dermoptera; Cynocephalidae. The transcript has a single exon. The record is from RefSeq and is a predicted model, not a curated record. Gene Ontology annotation, biological process: immune response; immunoglobulin production. The annotation marks the transcript as partial.
GUUCCCUCUCCCAGCCUGUGCUGAUGCAGGAGUCCUCUCUUUCUGCCUCUCUGGGAACAUCAGCCAGACUCACCUGCACCCUGAGCAGUGGCUUCAGUGUUGGUAGCCAUGGGAUAUUCUGGCACCAGCAGAAGCCAGGGAGCCCUCCCUGUUAUCUCCUGUACUAUCACACAGACUCAGAUAAGCACCAGGGCACUGGGGUCCCCAGCCCCUUGUCUGGAUCCAAAGAUGCCUCGGCUAAUGCUGGAGCUCUGCACAUCUCUGGAGCGCAGCCUGAAGAUGAAGCUGACUGUUACUGUCAUGUCCAGCACAAUAAUGCCUAUCACAGUGACACAGAGAUGGGGAAGUGA